Ceratitis capitata (Mediterranean fruit fly) is the source of this 2571-nucleotide messenger RNA. It is a transcript of the gene eIF4H1, whose product is annotated as eukaryotic translation initiation factor 4H. Lineage: Eukaryota; Metazoa; Arthropoda; Insecta; Diptera; Tephritidae. The transcript is spliced from 5 exons. Gene Ontology annotation, molecular function: RNA binding. The coding region runs from base 887 to 1855 and encodes 322 amino acids. The record is from RefSeq and is a predicted model, not a curated record.
AUGUAUUCACAACGCAAUUUUUUGUGAAUUUACCUAAAAAUAUUCUCAGUGAUCAAACUAACUAGAAGUUAAGUAACCAAAACUUGGUGAAAACGAAAGUGUAACAUCAGCCUAUCUGACGUUUAGCUAUCGGACAUUGUGAAAACGGGACUAAAACAAAAAAAAAGUAAUAAGACAAUUCGGAGAGGAAGCAUUUUCCCAUUUGAAAAAGUCCGUCAAAAUCAAAGCAACAAACAAUAAAAUCAGCAAUUUCGAAUUUUUGAGACACAUUAAUUCCCCAUACUAUUUCUGUCGCAAUAAAAUUAAUUUCAAUUAUUUCUAUAACAGAGUGACCCGGUAAAAUAAACAAAAUUCCCUAUUAGCGAAAAAAAUUUGUAGUGCGCUUUGCGCGAGUGCAGUGAAUGUGAAUGGAGGGCAGAGAUUGGUAAAGAAAAAGGGAAAAUUUUCAGUACUAGAAAAGUUUCGGUAAAGUGAAGGUGGACGAAUAAAGAAGAAAUAUUUGCUCGUAAACAAAAACAGUGCAUUCGGUGCAAUUUUGUACUUGCAAUCACGUAAUUUAAAGUCUGUAUCAAAUUCGUUGAGCGGCCGGUGUACGCAAACGUGUUGCGUUGAGGGAUAUUGCCAUCUCUGUUUCUCGAAAGUAUUCAAAAGGCUAAACUUUCUUGCGAGAAAACGAGAGCUGCAUAGAAACGCUGGUCGAUUAUUUUUGUUUUGGCAAUUUUCGUUGAUAGGCGAAAGUGUAGGUGUGAACGAGAUAUCCAGAGCGUGUUGGGGCGCACACUUUGCACACUUUGUCAACGAAACAGUGAAAAAGCAAAAGGCUGAAAGAAAUUCGCCUUAAUUUGGACGGACGUCUUUCGCUUAGACCAUUUUGAAAAAAUAAAACAUGGCUGGAAGAGGUGUUUUUGAUCACGCUAGAAACUUUGGAGAUCGCCCAGGAAAGCAAUUGCCAACGGAGCCUCCAUUCAUUGCAUACGUCGGAAAUUUACCACAAGGUCUGGUACAAGGAGAUGUAAUAAAAAUAUUUCAAGAUUUUGAAGUUAAAAACGUUCGUCUGGUUAAGGAUCGCGAAACUGAUCAGUUCAAAGGGUUUUGUUAUGUCGAGUUUGAAACUCUAGAAAACUUGGAAAAGGCUUUGGAAUGUGAUGGACGCAUUAAAUUGGACGACUUAUCCGCCCCGUUGAGAAUUGAUAUAGCUGAUCGCAGGAAAAACGAAAGAGGUGGAGCGGGCGGUGGUGGCGGUUUUAAUAAACGUGGCCCACCCCGACAAGGGGGUGCCGCUGGUGGCGGCGCUGGCGGCAAUCAUCAAUUUAAUCGUGGUGGUGGCGGCGGUGGUAAUCGCGGCGAUAAUAGAGGUUCGUACAAUGAUAAUUAUGGUCACAACGAUAGAAAUCGUGGCGGAGGCGGCGGCAGCGGUGGUGGUGGUGGCAUGAAUAGAGGAUAUAACGAUCGACCAGCGAAUCGUGGACGCUAUGGCAAUUUUAAUAAUGACGAUCGUUUCGAGCGCAAUCACGAUCGUAAUCAACGCGAAGGUAGCUAUGGCGCUCAAAGUCGAGAUGGUGGAAACGAUCGUUAUAACAAUUUCAGUAGGAAUAGAGGUGAACGCGAUCGCGAACGUCCCCACUUUAAUCCCAAUCAUAAUGACAGACCCGCACCGGCUCCUGCCCCGUUAGGUAGUAUAGACGACAGCGAGAGACCACGAUUAAAUUUGAAACCAAGGACCAUUCAAGCGCCAAUCAAUGCGUUGGCUGAGACUAAGCAGUCAGCCGCGAUUUUUGGUAAUGCCAAACCUCGCGAAGAAAAGUUUAAGGAGUUUCAGAAUGAUGACAAGGAGCACGAGGAUGCAGAUGAUUAAACAGAAGUGGAGAGUAGUUGAAGAGUAUCGUUUUUCUCAUACAAAUGCAAAUCGAAAGAAAAUUUAAAGCAGCAUAAUAAAAAAAGGCAACCGGACAGAAUAAAAAUUCAAAAUAUAUGAAUUGCUAUGAUAGCAUUACAAACAUUAUAUAUAUGAUAAUACGAUAACAAAAGCGACAACAACAACCUAAACAAAUAUCCAAUAAUAAAAUAUAUACUUUUUUUUUUCUUAAAUGACAUUUUUUGCGGAAAUUUAAGUGAAUAUAAAAAGGAAAACGUAAAGUAUACUUGAAAAAAAGCAGACAAGGAGUAAAUCAUGCGAAUUAAAAAAGAGCGGAAAGUAAUUGUGCAAAAGGAAAAAACUCUUUAACAAAAUAAUUAAUAUAAAUUAAACAAUAAGUUUGAAUUAACUCGUUUUAAUAGAAGAAAAUCAGUUUCGACUGAGAGCAGAGCAAAGUUGAUUAAAAAGAACGAGAGCACGAGGAUAUAAACGGGCGCGAGUGAAUUUGUUAAGGGACUUAUUAGGCAAACAGCUAGCAGGCCUAGUAAAAUCAAGUGGGUUCGAUAAUUAUAAGGAAACGAAGUGGCGUAGCGUGUUGUGCGUGGCGUAAGAGGACAAAAUAAAAUAUUACAUCAGCUUGUGAUGUCAGAGCGGAAGACGACCACGAAAACGUGUAUGGAAAUGAAAAGGCAUAAAUUAAACAUGAAAAAAAAAAA